Messenger RNA from Megalops cyprinoides (Indo-Pacific tarpon), 2611 nucleotides. RefSeq lists its product as uncharacterized. The transcript is spliced from 2 exons. Lineage: Eukaryota; Metazoa; Chordata; Actinopteri; Elopiformes; Megalopidae. The record is from RefSeq and is a predicted model, not a curated record. Gene Ontology annotation, molecular function: GTP binding. The coding region runs from base 209 to 2191 and encodes 660 amino acids.
GGACAAUGUGUGCGCAUUUGGCAUAAGUACCACAAGGUGCCGCCAAAACACUACAACAGACACAACCGUUAUAGCGUUUGUUAUGGUCCUUUUCAAAGAGUUCGUUUUUUUGAAGAGUGAACGGGUACAGGGACCGCACAUCGCCAUUACUGUUUCACCGAAAGCUAAAAAAAUAAUAUAGAGGAGGGGGAAUCGAGGCGGAGUAGCCAUGGCCUCUGCUGUGGAUUCAGCUAGGAGAGGGGAGCAGGACAAAGAUCUGAAUGAGGAUGGGGGCGGAGAAGAAGAGCAGAGUGAAAACGGCAAAGAGGGCGGCAGCCAGUACAGAAUGUCGGAGCUCAGGCUGGUCCUGGUCGGCAAGACCGGGUCGGGGAAGAGCGCCUCCGGCAACACCAUCCUGGGCCGGAGGCAGUUCCAGUCCGAGCUCAGCGCCAGCUCUGUGACCCAGGCAUGUGAGCAGGGGAGCCUGGAGCUGGCGGAGGAAGAGGAAGGGGAGAGUCGUAGCGGGAGGAAGAGGCUGGCGGUUGUGGACAUGCCGGGUUUCGGAGACACCCGCUUCGGUGCCGAGCAGAUCCGGGCGGAGAUCGCCAAGUGCGUGGCGCUGUCGUCUCCGGGACCUCACGCGUUCCUCUUAGUAGUCCAGCUGGGUCGGUACACAGAGGAUGAGGGGAGGGUUGCCAAGGAGAUGGCCCAGGUUUUCGGGGAGAGGGCACUGCUCAGUCACACUGUGGUGCUGUUCACCAGGGGGGAUGACCUGGAGGGGAGGGGGAUCGAGGAGUACCUGAGGGACACAGCCCCUGGGGAGCUGCGGUCGCUGCUGCGGAGGUGUGGGGGCAGGUACCACGUCUUCAAUAACAGAGACCCAGGCGAUCGGGACCAGGUGAAGGGGUUGCUGAAGAAGGUUGAGAGGAUGGUGGAAGAUAAUGGGGGAGGGUUUUACACCAAUGACAUGUUCAGAGAAGCGGAAGGGGCCAUCAGGGAAGAGCAGGAGAGGAUGAUGAGGGAGAGAGGGGAGGGGCAGGGGGAGGAGGAAGCGGAAAGGGCAGUGGGCGGGGAAAUGAAUACAGCCAAGAGGCGAAAGUGCGAUCUUGAAGAAGGGAGUCAGGAUGUGUGUGCACACGGGGAAGGGGUGCAGAGGAGAAUAGGAACAAGGAAGCGAGACCUGGAGGAAAAACAAGAUGACGUGGGUCAGGUGGAGAGGUGGACAGAGGAGGAGAGAAGAGAUGCCUGGAGUCUGCUGAGGGACAGGGGACAGAAAUGGGGGGAGCACUGGAAGAGAAGGAGGGGCGGUGGGCGGAACCUGAGCAGGAGGCAGUCUUUCCGCUCCGCUCUUGAGAGGUUCAGGAGGGAGGCAGCCCUCUCUGAGAAAGUCCUGGAGAAAGUCAAAAUCAUGGUGGCUGCCGGAGCGACGGGGAUGGCUGUGGGGGCGGUGUUCGGGGCAGCCGCGCCCCUGGCUGCAGCCGCAGGUGCGAGUGUGGUGGGUAACACAGUGGGACUGGCAGCGGGGCAGUUAGCUGGGGUGUCCGUUGCAGGGGGGAUAGGGGUGGGGAAGACAGUGGGGGCGAUCGUGGCAGCAGCAGCCGGGAAGACUGCAGUGGCACUUGGGGCAGCGACUGGAGGGGUGCUGGGAGGGUCAGUGGGCGCCCUGGCAGGGGCAGAGGCUAGCACCCCAGGGGAGGCGGCUCUGGAGGCACUGGGGCAGGUGGGAGUGAUAGGGGCCACUGCAGUGGGGGUGGCAGCAGGGGUGGGGGGCACGCUGGGGGCGGGGGCAGCUCUGGGGGCCGUCCUGGAGGGCACGGUUGCUGGUUCUGCAGCUCUCGCGGGGGCAGAAAGUGCGGGUGGGGCAGUAGUUGGAGCCAACGCUACUGCGGUCCAAAGUGUCGCAACAUGUGCCGGGGGGAGUGUUUCGGGGGCUCUGCAGGCGGCAGGGGCGACCGCAGCGGAAGGGCUGGCGGCCAGCUCCCCUGUGGCUCAGACGGCGGCGGCCACCGGAGUGGGUGUGGCGGGGGCGCUGGAGACCGUGGGGGCGACAGCACGGAUAAUGACGGCCGUGGCGGAGAUCGGGAAGGCGGCGGCGGGCAUCGCUCUGGCCGGAGGCCUGGUGGUGAAGGUGGUGAAAGAGAAAGUCCGGAGCGGAACCUCAGACUCCGGCUACUCGGAGAAGAAAUCAUAUGAGAUCUACUGGAACAAAUAGAGAGUACUCACCUGUGAGUGGCACAUCACUCCUAAAAAAAAGCAGUAGCGAGCUGUCAAUCAGUACUUCAGUGUUUGAAGUGGAUAGAAUUUUAUUCCGUUUGAUUGGGUUUCACACAGUUUUGCAGUGUUUACACUCAGCAUGUAAUAAGCACAGUGAUCCACAAUUUCAUAUUAAAUUUCAAUAUAGAGUGGAUGUGACACAUUUUUAAUAUAGUAUUCGAAAAGUAGGAAACUUGAUACGUUUUGCACGAGGAUAUGUUUUAAGUGCUGGAAAAGCAGUAACCUAAUGUAUUCCUCGAAGUAUAACGUUUUCAAAAAGCCAAUGGUGUAAGAGCUUGUUUUAGUAUUGCUGAUCAUUCAGUUCUCAUUUUUAUGUUAAUGUAGUGACCUGGUGUUAUUUAUUAAUGAAUACACCCUA